AUGGAUGUCAAUUGGAAAUCGCUCUUUGCACCGUCAAAAUUGAUCUUUUAUACCAUCUUCUGGGGAGGUCACAUCGCUCUUUUCGCCACUGGAUGGAUUUUGCAGGCAAGAAACCCGAAACUGGCGGGCUUGAAUACACUCACGUUCUCAGUAUGGAUUUCACGAGGUGCCGGUCUCGUCCUAACUGUUGAUGGAGCCUUGAUUUUACUACCCAUGUGCAGGACGUUACUGAGAAUCGUACGCCCCAAAAUCCGAUGGCUGCCUUUGGACGAAUCACAAUGGUUUCAUCGCCAAGUCGCGUAUGCCAUGCUCAUAUUCUCCAUUGCCCACACCGCGGGGCAUUACGUCAAUUUCUUUAACGUUGAGAAGACUCAAAUUCGACCGGAGACCGCCAUCCAAAUUCAUUAUACCCAAGCUGGUGGAAUUACAGGGCAUAUCAUGCUACUAUGCAUGUUGCUGAUGUACACGACGGCUCAUGCGAAGAUCCGACAACAGUCCUUUGAAACCUUUUGGUACACACAUCAUCUUUUCAUUCCCUUCAUGCUGGGGCUUUAUACGCAUGCUACAGGUUGUUUCGUGCGAGAUACGGCCCAGCCUUUCUCUCCCCUUGCCGGAAGCAUCUUCUGGCAACAUUGUCUUGGUUACGAAGGCUGGCGAUGGGAGCUAUGGGGAGGAGGUAUUUACUUGAUUGAACGACUCUACCGCGAGGUUCGAGCUCGUCGUGAGACACAAAUCGUCAAAGUCAUUCGCCAUCCUUACGAUGCCAUGGAAAUCCAAUUCCGCAAGCCCAGUAUGAAAUACAAAGCCGGGCAAUGGCUGUUCCUCCAAGUCCCAGAAGUCUCAACCACGCAAUGGCAUCCAUUCACAAUCACCUCCUGCCCCUUUGAUCCAUAUAUCAGUGUCCAUGUCCGCCAAGUCGGCGACUUUACUCGCGCCCUUGGUAACGCUCUCGGUUGUGGCCCUGCCCAAGCCAAAGAUCUGGAGGGUCUUGACCCAAUGGGUAUGUACGAAAUCGCCAUGCAAAACGGUCAACAAAUGCCCAAACUCCGCAUUGAUGGACCCUACGGAGCUCCCGCCGAAGAUGUAUUCGACAACGAAAUCGCCGUGUUGAUCGGAACAGGUAUCGGCGUGACACCCUGGGCCUCCAUCCUGAAGAACAUCUGGCAUUUACGCGCCGGACCAAACCCGCCACAACGUCUCCGCCGAGUCGAAUUCAUCUGGAUCUGUAAAGACACCAGCUCCUUUGAAUGGUUCCAAGCUCUUCUAUCCUCUCUCGAACAACAAUCCACCAUCACCGCAGGUGCCCAGGGUGGUCCCGAAUUCUUACGCAUUCACACCUACCUCACCCAACGUCUCGACCAAGAUACCGCAACAAACAUCUACCUCAACUCGGUCGGCACCGAAGUCGACCCUCUCACCGAGCUGAAAUCACGCACAAAUUUCGGCCGUCCAGAUUUCAAGCGGUUGUUCGGCGCAAUGCGUAAUGGUUUAAUUGAUCAGACAUAUCUCUCCGGAUUGGAGAGUAAUAUCACCACCAAAGUCGGUGUGUACUUUUGUGGACCCAAUGCGGCCGCGAGACAGAUUCGUCAAGCGGCGAAGGAGUCGUCGACCAGGGAGGUUAAGUUUAAUUUCUGGAAGGAGCAUUUCUAG
Molecule: messenger RNA, 1650 nt
Organism: Talaromyces stipitatus ATCC 10500
Lineage: Eukaryota; Fungi; Ascomycota; Eurotiomycetes; Eurotiales; Trichocomaceae
Product: NADPH oxidase (NoxA), putative
Exons: 2
Coding region: 1-1650 (549 amino acids)
Biological process (GO): superoxide anion generation; defense response
Cellular component (GO): plasma membrane; NADPH oxidase complex
Molecular function (GO): superoxide-generating NAD(P)H oxidase activity
Source: RefSeq, a predicted model, not a curated record